AUGGACCCGCCUUACACUAUUAAGUGGCACACAGAUGCCCUCAACAUCGAUUUUGUCGUCAAUGAAGAGGGCGUCAUUUGUCUGAGCCGCGUCCUUUCCCCUGGCACCGUACCAAAAAAAUCAGCCUCGGCCUUUUUUGAAUCCGCAGAGCUACCUCUGAUUAGCGUCAAGCUAGCUGGCGAGGGCCAAACAAAAGAUAUCAAAACUGCAAAAGCUUCAGUUGGGAAUUAUCUCUCUAUAAGGCUCAAGUACAACUGUCAUGACAUCCGCAAAGAUGGACAGACCGAGAUAUUUGAAGCCAGAUUCAGCGACGAAGCCACCGAAAUCCAAGUGACCGCCCGACUUUACAUAUAUGGCUGUAUACCAGUUAUCAGAUCCGAAACGACCGUCACCAAUAUGUCAGAAAGCGCUAAUGUCAUGCUCACUGGUCUUUCAUCCUUCGUUAUUGGGGGCAUGACAAAUGCUUCGGCACAGGGGUUUGACGAAUACAAACUCAUGUACGCUACCAACAGUUGGUUUCGAGAAGCGCAAUGGCAAGAGUAUAGUCCUUCAGAACUCGGCAUUGAUAACAAUGGCAUCUGUGAGCUUCAGGAGGGUCACACCGGCUCCCAGGCUACCUUUAGUCUGAGUGCCCGCGGCUCUUAUUCUACCGGAUCUCACCUUCCGUUGGGUAUUCUCAAUGCUAAAGAUCAAACCGAUACCUGGCUUUGGCAGAUAGAAUCAAAUGGAUCCUGGCGGUGGGAGAUUGGUGACUACAAAGACAAUAUAUACCUCGCUGCUGGUGGCCCAACGGGUGCGCACCACGCCUGGAAAAAGCUGUUGUGUCCUGGGAAAAGCUUUACUUCGGUACCUACUGCCUGCUGUCGGGUUAUUGGUGAUGUUGAGGCUGCUUUCGCUGCUCUCACAGACUACAGGCGGCAUAUCCAGCGGUCACAUGAUGAUAUGGAGAAGGUUCCCAUAAUUUUCAAUGACUAUAUGAACUGUCUCAUGGGAGACCCAGACGAGCAGAAGAUCGAAGCGCUUCUUAACCCUGUUGCCUAUCUGGGUGCGGAGUACUUUGUAAUUGAUGCUGGUUGGUACGCUGACGAUAGCGACUGGUGGGAUGACGUUGGCUUGUGGGAGCCCUCGAAAAAACGAUUCCCGUCAGGCUUUAGGAAACUCUUGGAUACAAUCCGAGAAAAAGGCCUCAUUCCCGGACUUUGGCUCGAGCCUGAGGUAGUGGGUGUACGCAGUGUUGUUGGCAAUCGUCUCCCCAAAGAGGCAUUUUACCAAGAAGAUGGCCAUCGUAUAAUUGAAAAGGGCCGUUUCCAACUUGACUACCGCCAUCCUGAAGUGCGAACCUGGAUGGAUACAAUCAUACAUAAUCUUGUCGUGAAAUAUGGUGUUGGAUUCUUCAAGUUUGACUAUAACAUCCAGGUGAUGCAGGGAACCGAUGUAGAUGGUCCCUCUGCCGCCGGGGCUGCACAACUCGAGCAUCAGCGAGCUUACCUUGCUUGGGUACGCUCCCAGCUUGACAAGUACCCCAAUCUCGUCAUCGAAACCUGUUCCAGUGGGGCACAACGUCUCGACUACGCCAUGCUAGCCGUGCAUUCCAUUCAAUCGACCAGUGAUCAGCAAGAUCCGGCACUAUAUGCUGCUAUCGCAGCAGCAAUGCCAACUGCAGUUGCCCCAGAGCAGAGCGGAACUUGGGCUUACCCUCAGCCAGAAUGGAGCGAUGAGACGAACUCACUGACUGUGGUCAACAGUCUCCUUGGCCGUGUUUAUCUCAGCGGUCGCGUGGGCAAGAUGAGCUCAAAGCAGCUGAGUCUAAUCAAAGAGGGUAUGGUUGUCUACAAGAUGAUACGCGAUGAUGUUAAAACAGCACAUGCUACUUGGCCUCUUGGGUUCCCAAAAUGGAGCAGCGACUAG
Messenger RNA from Penicillium waksmanii, 1908 nucleotides. Its product is annotated as putative Melibiase subfamily. NCBI's taxonomy places the organism in Eukaryota, Fungi, Ascomycota, Eurotiomycetes, Eurotiales, Aspergillaceae. The coding region runs from base 1 to 1908 and encodes 635 amino acids. The transcript has a single exon. Gene Ontology annotation, biological process: carbohydrate catabolic process. Gene Ontology annotation, molecular function: alpha-galactosidase activity. The record is from RefSeq and is a predicted model, not a curated record.